CGGCUAUGUGGUUCCUACGAGAACAAGGCGUCUCAACCGAAGCUCUAGCGAUGCAGCUGCUUCGCGCAGUCUCAGUAAUGACGUGGCUCUUUGCUGAGGAGACGGCGUCUCCACUGCCAAGAUUAACCCCCAUAGCUGCAUCUCCUCCAGCAGCAAAUCCUACUGGAGCAAAGGUCCUAUCAACGGAGACCCCGACAGCAGCGUCAGGAACCACGGGAAAAGAGGCUGUUGCAACUACUGCAGAAGACAAGAAUGGCUACGAUCUCGAUGCUUUGCUAGACGAAGGCCCGCCGUCGAAGGUCCGAAAACUUGAAAAAUCGAAAUGGGAGAGAGGGGAGGUGGAAGGGCGAAAAGCAAAAAGCCCUGCUGAAGAUGACUUAAGAAGCGUCGUCCGUGACUUCCUUCGGCAUACCAAUCUCGAGACGGUGUUUCCGUUGGAAAUUUUCGACGAUUUACUUCCCCUGUCCACGACGGCAACGUCCAGCACGGGAGCAGAUGGAUCUCAACCUCCAAGAUCUGUGGGCGCCAAAAAGGUACAGCAUCAUGGGAAGUUCUCCAGACCUGUUCGUGAAGGCCUUCUAGUGAUCCUUACUGUCCACGGACUUAGAUGGCAGCAAUUUCAGCGGGACGAAGCGCUCAGAAACGAUCCCAACGGAACGGGCAGAGACGCUGCUUCUGGGAGCGGGGAAACCGGUAAGAAUAUGGGAAAUGCUAGCGCGACUAACUCCGGUCAUAUGCCUCAUAGUGGAGGACGCAUGACUACGAGCGAUACGGCUUUACAAACUGGUGGGCUCGGUGCCGUAGGCAACCAUACGACUGGUGUAGCGUCUUCAUCGAAUCCGUAUCCGCAUUCAGCAAGAACGUCAUUGCAUGUUACACAAGCUCUGUGCAGCUUGAUUCCGCGGUUGCGUUCGAUCACUGCUCGUCGUAUAUGCCUGAGCUUUCUGGAUACUUGCGCUACAGCUGAUUUUCGGACCGUCUGGCUGCGGGAUUUUGAAGUUUUGUUCCAGUGUCUGGCAACUUUUUUCAACACCAGCGACAUCAACCUUGCCUCCAUAUCAACAAACGACGCGAUGUCGUCCAGUCUCCUUGACACCGUUGCCGGCCUCGUCGAAGCACUCAAAGUGGACCACGGAAUCACCUAUGGACGGGAGAUGGUGCGAAAUUUUGGCAAGGAAAGUGACCGGCAGCAUGUAGCAGGAGGUGGAACAAUGCGAUCCAAAUUCGGUGGAUCCGUAUUUCCUGGUCGGCCGUCCCCUUUUUCCAGUCCAAAGCAAGGCCCACAGCUUCCACUGGAACUGGGUGGAAACCAACACAACGUAGUAACGACAGCCACUGGAGGUAGCUCUGGUGCAAAAGCAAGGCUAGGCGGUGCAGGUGGUGAGCACGCAAUUGAGCCAUCAAGGCGUGGCCCCAACGCGAGCUCUGACGAGGAUGAGGACGAUUACACAUCCACGUCGUCGUCAUCAUCGAGUACAGGUGGUGGCCACAAUGUCCGACGCAAGCGGCACACUUCUUCGUCGUCUCCCUCAGAAAGCGACGAGCUUAGCAGCCUCAGCUCCGACUCGGACAGCCAGGGUGCGCGUAAGAAGGACUGGCUGCGGCGAAAACAGGGCGCGUUAUUCUUGGAGUCAAACGAAAAUGAAACAAGCUGUAACCUCGUUCCGAAGCAGCCGUCAGCAACACAGCCGGCAGCUUCGCGUGGCACUUCCGCAGACGCACAGCCGCUAGGCGCACUGCCCCCCGGUGGAAUCACUUCUAAGAACACCAAGCAUCCACUGCAACCAUUGCAGACGUCCCCGGAACUCAUGGCGCAAGUAUCGAACGCUUCACCCGUAAAUCUCUCCGCAAGAUCCCUGGGAUCUGCUGGAUCGAAUGAUGGAGGCAUUAUUAAACACGGAUUUUUGCACUCGGGCAAUGCUAUGGGAGGUACUGGUCCAUCUUCUACAUCAAGCGGAGCUGCAGUGGCUUUUCCGGUGAUGCUUGACGGCGCCAAGAACGUCCCACUCAACAAAUCAAACGUCGACUUCGCAGCGUUCGCAUCACACCACCAGAGGGGGAAGAUGUCAGCGUCGAGCGCAGAUUCUUCCGCGGCUAGUGCAUCCUCCGGAGACGAAUACGGCUUAGCAGAGGAGCACAUGUCCCAACUAGCCACGAAUCGGCGCGUUCUCACUGACUGGUUUGACGACCCGAAUUUUGACGAGCCUCCUAUGAUAAGUGUGCCACCUCCACGACAUCAAGCGAGUAGCAGUACUAGUAGCACAAGUAUUAUUGCUAGAGGUGGUGGUGGUGGAGCUGGCGCCGCUGCAGGUGCGGCUGUCGUGUCGUGGACUUCGGGUGGUACUAGAGGCGCUGCAGCGUCUUGUUCUUCUUUCGGGUCAGGGUCAAAUCCUGGCGGGAAGAGCAGCUCCGUUUCAUCAAGUAAUGCUCAACCGCUAUUGCAUGUGGCGGAAGGAUCGUCGAAGCAGCUCUUGUUUCUCCGUUUUCUUCAUGAAGAUUGCCUGCGAACAGCGGGCGGCACAAAGCCACAAACGCGAUUGGCACGGCGACUAGUAGUAGUCGCGCAACGAAGAUUUCACGCCGCUCGGGCGGAUCAGCGUGCGGCAUUUCGUGCCCAGUUUCAGGACCUCUUCGCCCAGUUUCGAUUACCGUUUUGGCGUGCCUUGGGACGGUUUCUGCUGUACCUCGUUCUCAAAGGACACUCGUCGUCUAAGGAACUGACUCCAGAUCAAGAACCAGGAGGAGAGGCAAAGACAGAGUCAAAAGUCGAUGCAGAUCAGCAAGUACAAAACUUCUUCGAUACCACUGUCAUUACACCGCGACCUGGAAGACCGCACUCGCACCAGCAUUUCCCAGCCCACGGUGGUAAUUAUCAAGGCCAAAGAAGAUGUUUGCGCGCCACCGACUUCAACCUACCAGUGUUUCAUUACCUGUGCAAUCUUCAGGGCGUGCCGCCAGAGGCCCAGCUGGCUUCCGACUUUAGAGCUGGCUUUGAGCGCUUUGUCGACGUCGGAAAUACAAGUGCUUACUUUCGCGAGCACGUUUGGCGGCGUUUCAUCGACUCGAAACUGCUUGCGGAAGAAAAAAGCUACCGAGACGCGCUAGCUGUAGAUCAUCGUCGUGUGCGUAGUAGUGCGAUGGGUGGUGGUGAGAAGAUGGCUCACCACGUCGCGGGACAAGCAGGAUCUCUGGGCGCUCUCGGGACCGAGGGGGUCAUGCCUCAGAGUGCGUCAACGUCGGCGAUGCCGAUCAUUGAAGAUGGCGCUUCUGCUGAGGGCGUGGUGACAGACGACAGUGCAAUUGCUUCUGGUGUUGCAGUUAACAAAACAUUGGGAGUAGUCGAAGGGCAAGUUGUACUGAAGACCGGCGCUCCAUUCAGUGAUCAAGCAGCAGAUCCGCUUUCGCAUAUGAACGUCAAGGGGGGCAAGAAAAUCAACAAGGUCACUCAGAGCAGGCAUUUUGGGGAUGCCUCAAGUUCAGAUAUGACCGCUAGCGUCGAGCGGGUCCUCCAGGACGCUUUCGGUGGCGCAUUCGGUUCCAGCACAACAAGUCACCAACAGUUAUCAUCUAGAACGACCCUGCUUAACCCCCUCCAGGGCCACCAAGGUCAAGGACAACUACCUCCACCGACAGCUGCGCCUAAGCGGCGACCCAAUAUCAACACGCGUAUGUCGGAAAUCGAUCGAGCUGUGCUGAAUUUGCAACAGGAAGUGGAGGCGCAGAGAAUCACGGAGCGACGGCCUGGAACAGCAACGCAGUUUAUUGGCGGCAACGUUCUCGUGACUAGUGGAGCCCCUGCACCGCCGAGCAAGGGAGGUUCCUCUGCGAAAAGGGCUGCUGCCAAGUUGUCCUCUGCGAAAAGGAACGCCUUACUAGUGGGGAAGCUUCAACCUCAGGUUGGCGCAUCAUCCUCCUCGUCUGCUAGUGUAGCGUUUGUUGACGAUGGGAGCAAUAUGGAGUUCCAGCGAAUGAUGCAAAAGCAGAGGAACGAGAGCAGCGCUACAGCUGGGACGAAAAUGAAACGGCCUGUGCCGCGUAAGAUUUCGGACGAUUUUGUAGUCGCUGAUGAGGACAUAAGCGACGUGUCCCAGGAAGAAGCAAGGGAGGCGAGAGGACGGCAAGCAAAAAAUUACCGGAAAAACAUUCAACAUCAGUCAGCUGCAGCUUUGUCGAGAAGAAACAGCGAAAAAACUAACGCUGAGCCUGCCAAAAAGGCGAAAAAAAUUGUGCGAAAAUAGUAAGUAUUCGAAUGUCGUGAUAGCAAAAAUCCCACCAGUAGAUUUUUUUUCUUCAUUUCAGAAACAUCAAACGCCUUUCGUCGUUGUUUCAUUCAGAUUUGCAGAAAACUACCACCGAUGAACAAAAAGAUCCGUAAUAUCACACGUAUGCAGUGAAUGAGAGUGACCUGUAAUGUUAGAAGUGUUGCGCAGCAAAGUGCUUGUUCUGUGUGUUGCAGUGUUACGCAGCAAAGUGCUUCUGUGUGCUGCUACAAAGGACUCUCUUUAUCCUGUGACAUGAAGUGUCGACAAGAAAAAGCUCCAAAAGCAAAGCCG
Amoebophrya sp. A25 is the source of this 4553-nucleotide messenger RNA. NCBI's taxonomy places the organism in Eukaryota, Dinophyceae, Syndiniales, Amoebophryaceae. The record is from the annotation of a GenBank genome assembly.